UCCUCCAUGCGCGUCGCCUCCAAAAUUACCCGAAUAGGCAAAUGUCGCAACCUCUCUUACACUAACAGUACUGGUUCCGCAGCAAACAAGUUUACUAUGGGGACCUUCUGUGGCUUCUUUUUAUCCCCGUGGCUUUUGGUUGUUUACUUCUCUCACUCUCGCUUUACAUCGGUCGCCUUCCGGGGCAACGGAAGUUUGAAAAAACAAGGUACACAAACAGUGGACCCUUUUAUUUCUUCCACCUCGUCUCCUUCACUCUCACAGAUCGACAUACUAAAUCUCCCCUUUCGGACACAAACCCUCUUGUUCUGGACUUUUUUUUCUGUGGGUUCCUAUAUGGGUAGCGUCCAAACAAGUGGGAUUUCUCUUGGUUUUGUUUUUUUCUGUGGGAUCGUGGCUUUUCCUUAUUUCCCUUCUCUCCGUGUGUGGCUCACAUGUGUGUGUGCUAUGUCUGCCUCGGCGCGCCCGAUGGAGAAGGUGGAUGGACGGGUAUGAGUUUUCCCUGCAUUUGCGCUUUUGUUCCUUGGGAGACUUUUUUUCUUGUCUUGACCCUGUUUACUCUUCUUUUUUUCGGAGGAUGGGUAGGGGGAAGAGAAGGAUGUGAUGUGAUGUGAUCAAGGGUUGUCGCCCUGUCGAUCAUUCAUCCUUCAUCUGGGAGCGAGGAAUUGGCUGUGUUUCAGCACUCCUAUUUUGAUUUGUUUUUUCUUCUUUCUGUUUCUGUAUGUGUGUGGUUUAUUUUCUCGUUUACAUGAUGGGGGGAGUGCUUAUGACAUGUGGGUAGGUAGGUAGGUAGUAGGGAAUGAUGCAUGCAUGGUUUUUUUUUUUUUUUUUUUUUUUUUUACGAAAAAAACAACCUAUUUUCUCGCCUUCUUUGUCCGUCCAUUGCUGUUUUGUCUUUUUGAUGCGUUAUGAUGCCAGUGAAUUAUCCUAUCUCUUUCUCUUUUCUAUACUGUAGGUAGCGCCUUUGGCGUCUCUUCCUCUUCCCCCUUUAUAUCUCCUUUUUCUCUUCGAGAUUGGAGUCUGAGAAUCCGAGAAUCCGAGAAUUGUGGACAUGUAGAGAGAAAGAGAGAGACAGAGUUGAUGUGUGAUUUUUUGGGCAAGAGAAGCCUUCGUCUUCUACCCUGUCUUUUCUCUUUCUCUAUCUUUUUCUUUCUUCUUUGUGUGCAAUAUAAGAGAGAAAGAGUGUGUGAAAACAUAUAAAGGUUUUAUUUCUAUUAAAGGCUCUCUCUCUAAUCUCCCUCUGUUUUCAUUUGAUGCUUCUUCUCUUUUGUUAUAGAUGGAUGGAUGCGUGCG
Messenger RNA from Periconia digitata, 1293 nucleotides. The record is from the annotation of a GenBank genome assembly. NCBI's taxonomy places the organism in Eukaryota, Fungi, Ascomycota, Dothideomycetes, Pleosporales, Periconiaceae.